Messenger RNA from Odocoileus virginianus texanus, 3610 nucleotides. It is a transcript of the gene ZC3H12D, whose product is annotated as zinc finger CCCH-type containing 12D. The record is from RefSeq and is a predicted model, not a curated record. Gene Ontology annotation, cellular component: cytoplasmic ribonucleoprotein granule; nucleus. Gene Ontology annotation, molecular function: metal ion binding; mRNA binding; RNA endonuclease activity. NCBI's taxonomy places the organism in Eukaryota, Metazoa, Chordata, Mammalia, Artiodactyla, Cervidae.
AUGGAGCGCUCGAGCAAGAUGGAGUUCUUCCAGAAGCUGGGCUACAGCCGGGAGGACGUGGUCAGGGUGCUGGGCAAGCUGGGUGCGGACGCCCUGGUCAAUGACGUGCUGCAGGAGCUGAUCCAGACGGGCAGCCGGCCCAGCGCUCACGAGGGCAGUGCCGCACCCCUGCUCGUGCCCAGGGGCUCCUGCGGGACGCCGGACUCUGCCCAGUGCGGGCUGGGAGCGGACCCCGGAGAGGACAGCGGAGGCCCCGCCAGCUCCUUGAGACCUAUAGUGAUCGACGGCAGCAACGUGGCCAUGAGCCAUGGGAAUAAAGAAGUCUUCUCUUGCCGGGGAAUCCAGCUGGCCGUGGACUGGUUUAGGGACAGAGGACACAGCUGCAUCAAGGUUUUUGUCCCCUCCUGGAGGAAAGAGCCACCGAGGCCUGACUCCCCGAUUAGAGAGCAGCACGUGCUGGAGGAGCUGGAGAGGCAAGCGGUGCUGGUGUACACGCCGUCCCGCAAGGUGAGCGGCAGGCGCGUGGUGUGCUAUGACGACCGCUACAUCGUGAAGCUGGCCUACGAGCAGGACGGCGUCAUCGUCUCCAACGACAACUACCGCGACCUGCAGAGUGAGAACCCCGAGUGGAAGUGGUUCAUCGAGCAGAGGCUGCUUAUGUUCUCCUUCGUCAACGAUCGGUUCAUGCCUCCUGAUGACCCCCUGGGCCGUCGGGGACCCACCUUGAACAACUUUCUGAGCAGGAAGCCAAAGCCCCCAGAGCCGUCCUGGCAGCACUGCCCCUACGGCAAGAAAUGCACCUACGGCAUCAAGUGCAAGUUCUACCACCCGGAGAGGCCACACCAGGCGCAGCUGGCGGUGGCCGACGAGCUCCGCGCUCAAACGCGGGCCUGGCGGGGCGCGGGCGGCGAGGAGGAGCGGCGGGGGAGCGCGCAUGCAGCCAGCCUGGCGGAGCAGGACGGCUCCCGGGACGCCCUUGCCGCCCGGCCCGGCCCCCGGGAGCCUGGCACGCGCAGCCUGCCCCCCGCGCGGCAGUCGGCGGGCGUGGCGACUCUCGAAAGCAGCUUCUCGCGGCUCUUCCUGAGCGACGACCCGGGGCUUCUCCGGGUGCCCCCUCGGGGUCCCGGCUGUGGCCUCACGCCCAGGCCGCGCGGUCCCGAUUGGGUGGCACCCGGGUCCUUGUCGCCCCUGCCAGCCCCACCCGGCCUCCUGAGCCAGCCCGGCCUGCGGGGUGGGUAUGGCGCCUGUGCCCCGCAGAGCGACCGGCGCUCCCCGCGCCAGCAGCCUGGCGACCCGUGGGUCCUUCCUCCAGGCGCUGGCCAGCUCCCGGGCCGCUCGGCCUGGGCCGAGUCGGACUGGGACGACGGUACCUUCGGGGGGCCCUUGAGGCCCGCGUCCCAGGCUGUAGCUGGCGAGGUGGACGCGCGUGCCCGGGCGCGCACCGCGCUCUACAGUAUCUUCCCGCCCCACGAGGUGGACAGCAUCAUGGCCCUGUUCCCCGAGCUCUCCGACGUGGCCAGGCUCAUGCUCCUCAUCCAGAGAUUCCAAAGGUCCAGUGCACCCGUGGGGAAGCGCUGAGGAGCUAGUGGAAGCCACCGCGUGUGAUGACCCAGUCUUGCCUUGUACCCUAACUGGGCUGGUGGCGAAGAUCAGCCGGCACGUGGGCUGGCCCACCCUGUGGAGCCAGCCCCUUUCGCUUUAAAGAUGGUCAGUUCCCUGGAGGAGGCCAGCUUCAUCACCCUUUGAGGUGCCCAUGGCGGUGCUUGAUGACCUUCACUGAUGACACAGGGGCCGCUGCUGAAAGUCCAUGUCCUGCAGAAUAAGGUUGACCUUAUGUGGCAGGAGUGAUUUCUCCUGCCUGAAGACUAGGAGGCCCACUAGGCCCCCAAGGUUUUGUCCAGAGCACUCCCUGGCUGUUUUUGUCCCGCUACAACUGGGAGUCCUAAGUUGGUCACAAGAUCAAUUUAGUGAGUGACACCUGAAAUAGAGUGAAAUAGGAAAUGGCAGAGCAUACCCCACUUAAACAGGCUGAGUAGGAAAUUCUUCUGUUAGCUACCAGUAUGCUUGGUAGCUAUAUAUAUUCUUGGCUUCCAUGGACAGAGGAGUCCGGCUGGCCCAUAGGGUCAUAUAGAGUGGGACAAGUCUAUAUGAAGCUACUUAGCGAGUGCACGCGCGUGCGCGCGCGCGCGUACACACACACACACACACACACACACACACACAGAGCCAUGCGAACUUAAUGUGGGACAUGGGCAAAAGGGGGGAAACUGGUAAAAGGCCUUGGAUUUCAUUGCAGCAGAUCAAGUGUGAAAUCUGUCGUCAGUUGGCCAGUGGAGAUGUUGGCACCUGGAGGUUUUCAUAUGAGCUGUUUCUAACCUCUGAGGGGAACCCAGAGUUCUAGCUUCCAUGUAUGGGCCCUACUUGUCACUCUGAGAUUGUGUGGCUGUGCUGGUUUGUGGAGGUGUGGCGGGUCACCUGGUACUGGGCCCUGACGCCCACACACACCCCACUUGACUGAGGGCUAAGUGUCCUCGUUUUUCGGCCAGCUGUCCAUCAUGGUGGUGUCCAGCCCAGGCCCUCUACUGUACUGGCCAGGCCUUCUGAGCCACACCUCCGAGCUGAGCCCAAUCCCGGUGAGUUAGGACUUUUGCUCAGAAACCUCCAGGGGGAUCCUAGGAGAGCUCGGAUGAGCCUCUCAGUCCAUGAGGUUUCUCGCCACCUCAGCCAUUGCUGUUUCUCCUAGCUAGCUGCUGCUUUGAGUUUGGGGAGGGGAAGGGAGGGCUUACAUAUUUGCAAUAGACAGAGAUGAGGCAGUGCUGCCAGGAUGCAGGCCCUGUGUCCUCUGGAGCCCUGGCAGCUCUGGGUGGCAUCUACCCAUUCACUCCGGGGUACCAGUCCAACUCACAGAUCUUGGCUGCUUUGUUCUUGAGAAGACCUGAGGCACCUCCCAGUGGAAAUCCACCUCUCAGACCCCGGCAAGCCUGCAGACUGGCAAGCACUACCAGGGUUUCCCCUGGAGAAUCUGCUUCUGUGCCCUUCAGUAUGGUCAAUGCUACCUUUAGAGAUACAGAGAUGAUGUAUUUCCUGCAAACCCUUUCAUCUUUUUAAACCAGAUUCUUAGUGUGGUUUCAGUCAGAUCUCUUCCUCGCCUCUUUUUUUCCAAAGAGGAAACACACAAAAUUGUACCUUAGUAUUUUGAGACCAUGGUCCUGAAAAAGACCCAGUCUUUCUAGACAAAUUGGAUUUCCCUCACGGUGGUUUUUAUUUUCUUUUCGACAAGACAAGCUUUCUGGUAGAGCUGCUUUUGUCUCUUGGGUCUGUGUCCUGACUUGGAAUUGUUGUGUUGCUGAUAUACAGUGAGGAAUGUUUAAACUGCUUCCUUUGAGGACAAGUUUGAGUUUUAGUAAGCUGUAAAGCUAUUUUAUUUGGUUCACUGUGAUUAAGACAAGCACAAAAAAACGUGAAGAAACAGCACAUUUCAAUGUAAUCCCCUUUGGAAUUUUUUUCCAAAGUCUUGGUAUGUCUUUGUGACACAAAACAUGAAUGGGAUGGGAGUGAAUAGAAUGUUCCUAGUUGCAUAGCUGCUAUUGUGUUCCAAGAAUAAAUCGUU